This is a messenger RNA of Acanthosepion pharaonis, 840 nucleotides long. The record is from the annotation of a GenBank genome assembly. Lineage: Eukaryota; Metazoa; Mollusca; Cephalopoda; Sepiida; Sepiidae.
AUGUUGUCCGUUUCUUUUUCGGUCAAGAUAUUUAUUUAUAAGAAUGGUGAUUUUUUUUUUUUUAAAGUUUGUUCUUUGAUGUUUCUUCUCUUUUUCUCAUUCUUUUACAAUUAUCUCCCCUUAGUUUCAUACACCUUUUCUUCUUAUUUAAAGUUUUGUAUAUAUUUUCUUAUUUAUUCCUUUGCUGUUUGCAUUGUAUGUCUUCGCAACAGAAGUCAUUCUUCUUUUUCUUUUUAUCGUUCCUUUCAAUAUUCCUAUAUUCCCGGUCAAUUUCUUUCAUUCAUUCAUUCAUUCAUUUAUUCAUUCAUUCAUUUUAAUACUUUAUUUCUUUCAUCCGUUCAUUAUUUUUACACUUUCUUUCUUUCAUUCAUUUCUUUUUUUUUUUUCUUCAUUCAUUCCUUAGUUUUACAAUGUCCUUCGUCUAUUCCUUCUACACUUUAUUUAUUUCUUUUGUUCAUUAUUUUAUACUUUAUUUCUUUCUAUCAUUCAUUUUAUACAUUAUUUCUUUAUUUCAUUCAUUCAUUUUAUAUUUCAUUUUUGCAUUCAUUCGUUCAUUUUAUAGGUUCUUUUCAUUCAUACAUUUUUAUUUUUUUCAUUGUUUCAUUAAUUUUAUUCCUUCCUUCGUUCUUUUUUCUAUAUUUUCCUAAUAUUUUAUUUUAUUUUCCUUCUUAUAUAUCCUUUAUUUAUCUUUAUUUAUAUAUCAUUUUGUCGCUUCCUUUAUUUUUUUCAAUUCCUUUUCUUUGCUUUUUCAUAAAUAGGUUCUCUCUACAAAUUUUCAUUUUUCCUACUUUUUUUUUCUUUUCUUUAAUUUUUGUAGCCGCGUUCAUUUUCUCCUUCUAA